AAAAGCCACACACGGUCCACGACACGGGAGGCAUUUACAGUAUUCAGCAAUGCCCGAAUUUAACCAAAAUCUCCAUUCGAACUCAUUCGAGCUCUGUUCAAUUUGGUUCAAGACAUCACAUUCAUGGCCGCAACUCUUUGUCCAUCAAAAAUUCUUUAUUCAUUCUUGCUCAUCAUCCUUUCUUCCAUCCCUCAAUCUUCAUCCCAAUCUGCUUCUCCUCAGAACUUAGAGACUUUCUUUCCAUUUCCUCUUACACCGCCACAAAAUCAGCCGGUUUUGCCACCGCCCAGUCCGACCAGCCCGGUAUCACCGCCGCCGCUGCUUCCACAGCCUCUACCAGCAAGCUCACCAUCAACAUCCAAGAAGACAGUUGGAGCUGCAGUAGGCAUAACGGCAGCAAGCACUUUGGUUUUAUCAGGGCUGCUCUUCUUUUUAUUCCUUCGAUACUCGAGGCGUAAGAAGGAUGAAACUACUUCUAAUCCAUAUGCAGCCAGCCCUGUUAUGCCACAAAAUGGAUUCACGAGGUUUAAUGGAAAUCUUAAGGGUGUGAUAGUCGACGAAGAUGGCUUGGAUGUGAUUUACUGGAGAGACUUGGAAGGGGAAGAUGGCAACAAGGGAUUUGGAAAGCAGGUUCCCAAGAAUUUAAAGGCAGAAGAAAAGGUAGAAGAAAAGAAUGUAAUCGCUAAAGAUGAUCACAAGAAAUAUGUUCCGCCUGGCACAGAGGUCCCUUUGCUUAGAGGAAAGUCUUCAACCUCCCAGAGUCCUCUUUGGAAUGAUACAAGUCAAGAUAGUGCUUCAAGACCCUAUGGCGGGGUUUCUCUCAUGGCAGUUGGUAAACAAGACUCAUCAAUUCAACUCGGACCACGUACAAAGCCAAUACCAUCAGCACCAGAACCAGCUCCUCCUCCUCCAGCAGCACCAGCUCCUCCUCCUCCUCCACCACCACCACCACCUGCAGUAGAAGCAGCAGCACUGCCACUGGCCGCAGGGGCUGUUCUAAAGGGAAAAGGUCCUUUACAGCCUCCCCCUCCGCCAAUCCCUCCUCGGAAGGGUCCUACUCCUCCACCCCCACCACUACCUAAGGCGAGCAGCUUGGGUUCUGUAUCAAAACCCCCUCCAAUUUCGAAAGGAUUCGCAACCGAUAGUAAAAUGAAGCAGCCCUCAACAGGAGAAGGCGAUGGACAAGUGAAACUGAAGCCGUUACAUUGGGAUAAGGUGAAUCGAAAUGUUGAUCAUUCCAUGGUGUGGGACAACAUUGAGGGUGGCUCCUUCAAGGUUGAUGGUGAUCUCAUGGAAGCCCUUUUUGGAUAUGUUGCAACCAACAGAAAGUCUCCUCGAAGUAAUGAAUCAACCCCAAAGGGAGAUAAGCAAGGUCCAUCCCCUCAGGUUUUCAUCCUUGACACAAGGAAGUCCCAAAAUACAGCAAUUGUGCUCAGGUCUCUUGCCAUUUCGCGCAAAGAGAUUAUUGAUGCUCUCGUGCAGGGAGAAGAUUUAAAUCUGGAAACUCUAGAGAAGCUCACAAGAAUUGCUCCAACAAAAGAAGAGGAAUCAGAAAUUCUUGCAUUUGAUGGAGAUCCUACAAGACUAGCUGAUGCUGAAUCUUUCCUAUACCAUCUCCUUAAAUCUGUUCCAUCAGCUUUUACUCGAUUCAAUGCAAUGCUUUUCAAAUCAAACUUUAAGUCGGAGACUCCUCACCUCAAGGAGUCUUUCCAAACACUUGAUUUGGGGUGCAAGGAGCUACGUGCUAGAGGACUUCUAUUGAAACUUUUGGAAGCUAUCCUUAAGGCCGGUAAUCGAAUGAAUGCAGGGACUUCGAGGGGGAAUGCUCAAGCCUUUAAUCUCACAGCUCUGAGGAAGCUUUCUGAUGUGAAAAGCACUGACGGGAAAACUACAUUGCUCCACUUUGUGGUGGAAGAAGUAGUGAGGGCAGAGGGAAAACGUUGUGUUCUUAACCGUAUGAACCGAAACAGUAGCCAAAGCAGCAGCACUGACAGCUCAGGUCGCGAAAAUUCUCAAUCAAGAGAAGAGAGAGAGAAGGAAUAUUUAAUGCUCGGUUUGCCAAUUGUAGGUGGUCUCAGUGCUGAGUUCUCCAAUGUGAAGAAAGCAGCGACAAUCGACUAUGAUGGCCUUGUUAAAGCCUCUGCAGCAUUAGCAGCUCAAAUAGCUGAAAUUAGGAAACAUGUGCAAGAAUGUGACAGAGAUGGAGGAGGAUUUGCAAAAGAGAUGAAAACUUUCCUACAUGCAGCCGAAGAAGAACUCAGAAACAUAAGAGAGGAGCAGAGCAGAGUGAUGGAACACGUGAAGAGAACAACGGAAUACUUUCAAGCAGGGGCAUCGAAGGAUAAGGGGUGGCAGCCACUUCAAAUUUUUGUUAUAGUUACAGAUUUUCUUGGAAUGGUGGAUAAAGCUUGUGUUGAUAUUACUAAAAGCCUACAGAAGGGAAAACCUGCAUCAGCUACUAGUGCUGGAUCAUCGUCCCCUGAAUCUCCAAAGACUAGGCCAUCUGUUAAGUUUCCAAAAUUGCCUGCUAAUUUUUUGUCAUCUAAAGAGCAGUUCUAGUGAUUCAGACGGUGAUUGAAUAAGCCCUUGAAAAGUUCAAGGAGGAUCCAGUUCUGUACAUAGUACAUUGACAAACGGACAGCAGGAAGGCACAAGUACAUUUAACCAUUUAUCAGGGAAGUUUCUUCAAAUGUGAGAUUCUUUUCCAUUCGUGUCUUGAAUUUUGGUUUCUAGUUAGGAAUUCAUUUUUUAUGAUAACAAUCAUUUGAUCCAUUUUAUUAAGUAAAUUGUCGACAAGGAUAUGGAGCUUUCCAUUUUUCAUCGACU
Molecule: messenger RNA, 2826 nt
Organism: Coffea eugenioides
Lineage: Eukaryota; Viridiplantae; Streptophyta; Magnoliopsida; Gentianales; Rubiaceae
Product: formin-like protein 8
Exons: 2
Coding region: 124-2559 (811 amino acids)
Biological process (GO): actin cytoskeleton organization; actin nucleation
Molecular function (GO): actin filament binding
Source: RefSeq, a predicted model, not a curated record